ACCACCAAACACUAGCAAUGAGAUCGAAGUUUCUUCCAACGCUGCUCCCCGCGAUAACCGUUCUCUUGGUCAUGCAGGCCAUAUCACGGAUGACGACCGUGGCAGUGGACCAACGGUCGCCACGACGUCGGAUCGCACUCCCCGGAUGCCCCGACAAGUGCGGCGACAUCAGCAUCCCUUACCCGUUCGGCACCAAAGAAGGCUGCUACUUGGACAUCAACUUCAUCGUCCUCUGCAACCUGUCCACCACGCCCCCCGCCACCGCCGCUGGAACCAUCAUUCUGAAGGGUAACGGCUACUACUUCGGGGACCAGGAAAAUCCGGUGGGCGUCCAGACCAACAAAUCCUGGUGGACCGUGGAUCUCAUCGACAUCGACGUGACGCGGGGCGAGGUGCGGGUGGCCGUGCCGGUCAGCUCCGACUGCAGCACUAACGAGAGCUACCACGAGCUCAGCAUCUUCACCCAAAGCCUCAACUUCUCGACGACGUUCCUCUUCUCCGCGACGAGGAACGUGCUGUUGGGCGUCGGCCAGAGCGUGAGAGCCCGGAUCGACGGCGUGAUGAGCGGCACAAACUACUCCGCCGCCUGCAACUCGCUGUUCGACACGCCGGCGAAGGCGGAGAACGGGACGUGCAUGGGGCUCGGCUGCUGCGAGGCGGAGCUCGCGCCGGAGCUUGGCAUGAUCACGGUCUCUAUGUACAAGCAGAGCAACAGCAUGUGGGAGACGUUCCCGUGCACCUACGCCAUGGUGGUCGAGAGGUCGUGGUACAACUUCUCCCUGCAGGACCUUUACGGAUACGAUGUUCUCGACAAGAAAUUUCCCGGCGGAGUGCCGCUUGUGCUCGACUUCGCCAUCAGGAAUGAAUCUUGUCCAGCAGAAGGCAAACCGUUGCCCACGGCUUGCCGUAGUAGCAACAGCCUCUGCGUCAACACGACCAACGGCCAGGGAUAUGUCUGCAAGUGCCAGGAAGGUUACGAGGGCAACCCGUAUCUACCAGAUGGAUGCCAAGACAUUGAUGAGUGUGAGCUUCGAGAUGAACAACCUGCGCUACGAGAUCAGUACCGGUGCUAUGGGAUUUGCAAGAAUACGAUAGGGGGAUAUGACUGUCAAUGCAAAUUUGGAACGAAAGGUGAUGCCAAAACUGGAACAUGCACACAGCUGUUUCCCCUCCCUGCAAUGGUGGCUACACUUGGCAUAAUCGGUCUCACAUCCAUAGUGGUUGUUGUAGUAUUGUUUAAGCUUUUGUUUGACGAGAGGAGAAAAACAAAAGAGUUUUUCAUAAAGAAUGGUGGCCCGGUACUAGAAAAGGUAGACAACAUUAAGAUUUUCAAAAAAGAAGAACUUAAGCCAAUAAUACAAUCAUGUAAUGUUAUUGGGAAAGGUGGAUUUGGGGAGGUUUACAAAGGACUCAUUGACGAUAAACUCGUUGCAAUUAAGAAAUCCAUUAAUGUAGACAAGUUACAAGAGAAGCAAUUCACAAAUGAAAUUAUUAUCCAGUCAAAAGUCAUCCAUAAGAACAUCAUAAAGCUCAUAGGUUGCUGUCUAGAGGUUGACGUUCCAAUGCUGGUCUAUGAGUUUGUUCCACGGGGAAGCCUCCACGACAUACUACAUGGCAAUAGGAAAGAGUCCCUCCCCUUACAGAAACGUUUGAAUAUUGCAGCAGGAGCAGCAGAAGGAUUAGCUUAUAUGCAUUCAAAAACCUCUACAACUAUUUUGCAUGGUGAUAUCAAACCUGGCAAUAUACUUUUGGACGAAAACUUUGAUCCCAAAAUAUCUGACUUUGGAAUAUCAAGAUUGAUUGCUAUAGAUAAAACCCAUACUAAAUGUGUGAUUGGAGAUAUGUGUUAUAUGGAUCCAAUAUAUCUUCAAUCGGGCUUGUUGACGAAGCAGAGCGAUGUAUACAGUUUUGGAGUGGUGCUCUUAGAACUUCUUACGAGACAAAAGGCAAGUUCUGGUGAAGAUACUAGACUGGUUACGACGUUUCUAGAUGCAUAUACAGAAGAUCAUAAGGGCGCUAUCGAUCUUUUUGACAGAGAAAUUUUAUUGGAGGGCGACACAGAAGUAUUCAACAAUCUUGCCAUCCUAGUAGUGGAUUGUCUGAAGUUCGAAGUGGAAAGAAGGCCAGAAAUGACAGAUGUAGAAGAACGACUUCAAACCAUGAAGAGAUCUUAUGUGCCAAAAAGCAUAUCUGAUGCUAGUAGCAGUAUAGAUACAUAAUUGCUUAUUAUUUGGGGAUAAUUAUAGCA
Messenger RNA from Oryza sativa Japonica Group (Japanese rice), 2248 nucleotides. Its product is annotated as wall-associated receptor kinase 1. The record is from RefSeq and is a predicted model, not a curated record. Gene Ontology annotation, molecular function: ATP binding; protein serine/threonine kinase activity; calcium ion binding. Gene Ontology annotation, biological process: cell surface receptor signaling pathway; protein phosphorylation. Lineage: Eukaryota; Viridiplantae; Streptophyta; Magnoliopsida; Poales; Poaceae. Gene Ontology annotation, cellular component: plasma membrane.